AUGUCUGCAGCCGCGCCCUUCCUUGUCAAGAGGAGUGGACGUCAGGCAGAGGUGCAGCAGAACUGGGAAAGCUUAGACUUAGCACGUGUUUGCGGCGUCACCUGCGCAGUGGAUAUAGCGCUGGCUGUCGUGUCCUAUCCGCUCUGGCACCUGAAGACGCGGGAGCAGGUCUUGGGAGGCAGCGCUGCCUCCCACCUUCGCGACCUCCACCGGCACCAUGGGUGGCCCGGGCUUUAUCGCGGGGCGCUGUUUGGAACUGUGGGCCUCCUGCCUGGUUUCUGCUGCUGGGUGGUGGCCUAUGAGUGGACAAAGUGGCAUGCCGCCCGACUCCUCCCUUCGAGCGCAGCCCCGGGUGUGGCAGCGGCAGUGGGAGAGUGUUGCUGGAUAGCGCUGGCAAUGCCCGUCGAGAAUGUGGCCGUUCGAAUGCAGUGCCGCGAGGCUUCCGCCCCACUCCUUCGUCCCGGCGCCUCUUGGCAUGAGGUGCAGACGCUUUGGCGGGAAGGGGGCCCCACGCGCUGUUGGAACGGAGGCUUACUAGGCCUUGCAUCCUCACUUCCUCAUUCGGCCACAUGGUGGCUUGUGUACGAGAACUCCAAGUCGUUUCUCCUGGCGAGCAAAGCUUUCGACCAGGUCCGUCCGGAAGUUAAACAAGGCGUGGCAGCCGCGGGUUGCGCAGCUGCCGCCAUCGCGGCUUCUUGCGCCACGACGCUCCUGCUGAAUCCGCUGGACGUGGUAAAGUCUCAGGUGCAGGCUGCUUCGUGCAAGGAGAAAAUAUCCCUGCGCCAGUACUUUGGCGGUCAGUCCCUAGCUCGGCUCUUCUUGAGGGGGCUGGGCCCGCGGUUAAUCUUGGCUGCGGCACAUGGCCUGUCGGACUGUUUCACUUACGAGGCCACGAUGCACUUCGGAAAGAGCAUGCCCUGA
Molecule: messenger RNA, 921 nt
Organism: Symbiodinium natans
Lineage: Eukaryota; Dinophyceae; Suessiales; Symbiodiniaceae
Source: the annotation of a GenBank genome assembly